Molecule: messenger RNA, 1323 nt
Organism: Gymnogyps californianus (California condor)
Lineage: Eukaryota; Metazoa; Chordata; Aves; Accipitriformes; Cathartidae
Gene: TYMS
Product: thymidylate synthetase
Exons: 7
Coding region: 1-909 (302 amino acids)
Biological process (GO): dTMP biosynthetic process
Cellular component (GO): mitochondrion; cytosol
Molecular function (GO): thymidylate synthase activity
Source: RefSeq, a predicted model, not a curated record
AUGCCUGCCGAGGGGGAGCUGGCGAGCGCGGCGGCCGCCGGCCCGGAGCCCGGCGAGCUGCAGUACCUGCGGCAGGUCCGGCACAUCCUGGAGCACGGCCACCGGAAGGAGGAUCGCACCGGCACCGGCACCAUCUCCGUCUUCGGCAUGCAGGCGCGGUACAGCCUGAGAGAUCAGUUUCCACUGCUAACAACGAAGCGGGUAUUCUGGAAAGGAGUGCUGGAGGAGCUGCUGUGGUUCAUCAAGGGUUCUACAAAUGCCAAAGAGCUGUCUGCAAAGGGUGUGAAGAUUUGGGAUGCUAAUGGAUCACGUGAGUUCCUGGAUAAGCAGGGUUUCAGCACCAGAGAGGAGGGGGAUUUGGGACCAGUUUAUGGUUUCCAGUGGAGACACUUUGGAGCAGAAUACAAAGAUAUGCACACAGAUUACUCCAACCAAGGAGUUGAUCAGUUGCAAAAAGUGAUUGAAACGAUCAAAACCAAUCCAGAUGACAGAAGAAUCAUUAUGUGUGCUUGGAAUCCCAAAGAUAUUUCUCUGAUGGCUUUGCCUCCAUGCCAUGCCCUUUGCCAGUUCUAUGUUCUAAAUGGCGAAUUGUCUUGCCAACUCUAUCAGAGGUCUGGAGAUAUGGGACUAGGAGUGCCUUUCAAUAUUGCCAGCUAUUCACUGCUCACAUACAUGAUUGCCCAUGUCACAGGGCUAAAGCCUGGAGAGUUCAUACACACAUUAGGAGAUGCUCACAUAUAUCUGAAUCAUGUGGAACCUCUAAAAGUUCAACUUCAGAGGGAUCCAAGACCUUUCCCCAAACUCAGAAUUCUUCGUAAGGUUGAAGACAUCAGUGACUUUAAGGCAGAAGACUUUCAGCUUGAAGAUUAUAAUCCUCAUCCACCUAUUAAGAUGGAGAUGGCUGUCUAAUGCUAUAAACCAGCUUCUAUUAAUGUGGAAAUGUACCUAAGCUACUUAGCUUUCUCUGUACUUAAAGUUAUGGGGUUUUUAUAUACUUCAAAAGAUACAUACUUUAUUAUUAAAAAAGAAACAGAUACUAGUAGACCAGUGGUGGCUUCAGUACUAAACUGUAGUCGCACAGAACAGAUGAUUAUUUAUUCCUGCUGUACUAUGCAGAUGCUAACCCAGUUUUAAGUUGUUAGUGAGGGAGUUUUCUACAUGUUGUUUCAGUUACCAGUGGCCACUUCUGUUACCAUUCAGUUACUAUGUGUGAGUAGCACUUGCUUACAUGCUUUAUUUAGUACUGAAAAUAAGAACUUUUAUGUGUGACAGAGCAUUCCUCAAGGCUGUAGAAGUCCUUAAAUAUGUUCUAAAGAGUAUAUG